UGGGUGAGUGCCGCCGCCGCCGCCGGGGGCUCCAUUCCUCCAGGGCAGCGGCGGCUGCAGCCCCCCUGCCCCCGCGCCGCAGCGGCGGACGCCGACACACAAUGCGGGACUAGGCGCGGCGCGGGAGUGCCAGGCGGCGUGGGGGUGCCAGGCGGCGUGGGGGAGGCACGGCCCGCAACUCCGCGCGGGGGGAGCCGGAGCGCCGGGUUUGGGGGCGGGGAGCAGGCGGCGCAGGAGAGCGCCCCGAGUCCCAGCGCUGGAGGAGGAGCGGGAGCCAGCCCUGGAGACUGCGCUCCUGGCCGCACCUGCUCCCGGCAGGCGGCCGGCCCUGCCCUGACCCUGCCUACGGCCCCUGCCCCGCACCGAUGUCCUACAUUGUCUGCCUUCCAUGAGGUUCUGACCGCCCUUGAGAACAGAUGUACCCACUACAGGGUGAAGGGACACAUGGAAGCUGCCAGCCCCCCAGCCAAGGAUCACCUGAGUCCUAGGGCUGAUGCUUGCCUACGUUGCUGAGAAUGGCACUGAGGCCCAGCCAACAAAGGUUAUCCUGGGACACUCCUGGACAAAGAUCCUGAUGUCUGUUGUGAGCUGCACACUCAAGGGUGUGAUAACCAGCCCCAGUCGGCGCCAUGGCCUCUGCGGAGCCCCUGACGGCGCUGUCCCGCUGGUACCUGUACGCCAUCCACGGCUACUUCUGCGAGGUGAUGUUCACGGCGGCCUGGGAGUUCGUGGUGAACUUGAACUGGAAGUUCCCAGGGGUCACGAGCGUGUGGGCCCUCUUCAUCUACGGCACCUCCAUCCUCAUCGUGGAGCGCAUGUACCUGCGGCUGCGCGGCCGCUGCCCGCUGCUCCUGCGCUGCCUCAUCUACACGCUCUGGACCUACCUGUGGGAGUUCACCACCGGCUUCAUCCUGCGCCAGUUCAACGCCUGCCCCUGGGACUACUCCCAGUUCGACUUUGACUUCAUGGGCCUCAUCACCCUGGAGUACGCCGUGCCCUGGUUCUGCGGGGCCCUCAUCAUGGAGCAGUUCAUCAUCCGCAACACCCUCCGCCUCCGCUUCGACAAGGACGCUGAGCCCGGGGAGCCCAGCGGCGCCCUGGCCCUGGCCAACGGCCACGUCAAGACUGACUGAGUAGGAAGCGGGUGGGGGGCCUGGGGAUCUCUCAUGGAACUCAAGGACAAAGAGACCAAGCUGGUGAGGUUUCCCCCAUCCAUGCAGCAAAAGCCCUGCCCCGGCCAAGUCUCAGCCCUGUAGGGCACACAAAGCCCCCUAACCUCCGCGGGGGCCAGUGUUGGGGGGCUGUGGUCAGGUGUUGGGGGAUGGGGUGUGGAGGCAGCAGAGGGGCAUUGGGAAGGGUCCAUGGGUCCUGGCCCAUCUCAGGGGUUGGUGCCAGAAGGCCUGUGGCUGAGCAGCGAUGGGCUAUGUAGUUGACUUUGGAAGCAGCAGGCCCUGUCCUGGCUAAGGGACAAUGAGAAUGGGGCCGCAGGUGGGAGGCAAGGCCUGACCUCCCUCCCUCUGAUCUGGAUUUAGUUAAGCUUUGGCUGGUUCCAUUAGGCAAUAUUCAGGUGCUUGCUUGCAACCAAUACCUCCCCAGGGGCCUGCUGAGCUGCAGCCGAGGAGAGACUGGGCAGCCAGGAGGCUGCGUGGCAGCAAGGCUGGUCUGCAAGGGCUGGGAGACCCUCCCUUGACUCCUCUCCCCUCCCCCAGGGCCCUGCGCUGCUCCCUUGGCCUUCUGGGGACCCCGUGGUGCUGGAUUCCCACCAACCUUGGGCUUUUGGAGGUUUCAAUCCCCGUGUGUUCGGUGGCGUUUCCCCCUUUUCUGUCUUGUUUUCGAGGCCUUUACCGCUAGCAGCUCUUUAUCCACGUCGUUCACCACACCUGCCCCACCCCAGCUCCCUAGCCAGCACAGGAGCUGCCGGAGAUGGAGCCCUGAGACACCCUCAACCCCCACCCCCUUGCAGCCCUUCCCUCCACUGUUCCCGCUGGCCUGAUGCCUGAGGAGUUCCUGAGUUACACCUCCCUACCCCCGGUCUAGUGGGCUGUGGCAGUGCUCCCUUCUCAGUGGCUUAGCUGAGAACAAAUGAUGCCCUCCAAUGCACAGGCAGGCUGGGAUAGGCGCUGUGGAUCCCCAAUGGUGACCUAGAGGCAAGUCAGUUUGGUGGGGAAAAGGCAGAGUUCUAGGUCCUCUAUUCCCUGCCUGGUUUAUUUUCAAGACAAAACUGAGCAGUUUAGCUUUCUAUGGGAUGGAGAAGCCAGGUAUCCAGUGUUGGAGACCGAUGGAGAAUGACAGGAAGAAAGAGAGGAGGACCUUGCAGCUGUAGAAGGCUCCUUGGAGCCUCCUUUGUGGGAGGGUAUCAGUUCUGGUUCUGCCGUAGCCCCAGCCCUGUAGCAGAACCUCAGGGCUGCCCCUCUCCCCAAACUCCUCCCAGCAAGGCUGACCCUUUGAGCUUACUCCUUAAACAGUAUUAACCCUGCCACACUCAUGGGCAUUGGCACCUUGGUUCCCCUGCCCCACUUUGCCCUGUGACAGGUCCAUUGCUGGCAGUGGACAGGUGAAAUACUUACUCCAGCCUACUGGCUCUGACUCUCACUCCUCAAGGGGAAGGGUCCAUUAGAAAGUGCCCCAUCCCAUGGUACAUGGUCUCUUCUUGACCACAGUAGGACUCUUUGGUAGAAAUUAGCCUUCCCGUUUUUAUGAAUCAUUACAAAGUGACGGUAUCACCUGUGGAGAGAAUGUCCUCUUCCCUGCUGGCUGCCCUGCCCAUACUGUGCCGAUAGCACAACCCAGGGUGCAGGGUGUGGUGGGGUGGGCCACAGUUGUGUUCUAGGUCUGAAGAAAAGCUUGCAGACUCUGCCUUUGGCAGGAUUUUCUGCAGUUAGCCCUGUCCAGACCAGAACGAAGGGUAUUUCCUAGCCUAUUUAUUGGGCAGGCUCCUCAAAUCCAGGGAUGAACUACUUUCUGCAGAGGCCAGCCCUCCUUUUGAUUUUAUUGUGGCCCCAACUCCAGGGCUUUGGGGGUUACAGAGAAUCAGGCUUCUGGUGGGAGUAGAUCGUUUUCCAUCUAUAGAUGGAGAAAAUUCCAGGAGGAGAAUAUUGUCUGGCUUCUCUGUCCUCUCUGAGCAAUUGUUUCCUUGGUUCUCUCCCCAACUCCAUGUUGUCUUAGUCUCCCAGCACCCCUUCAGGCCUUCCAUGUGGGCCCCUAGACCACACUACCCACCUUCACACUCGCAUUCUACAACUGAGUCCAGUGGCCAGCUUGUUGAUGCCUCCAUAAUUCUCAGCCAGAGCAAGUCCUUGGUUGGCCCACCAGGUCGUGCUGCUCCAGAUGUUGCCUUGUGGGCAUUCCCUGGCACCACUUACUCUCUGGGUCCUAUAAGUUCCCAAGUGCAGGAGGUCCUGGGGGUAUGCCUGUGUGCCUGGCAACAUCCAGCAUUGUGUUUCUGCUCCAUCUAGGUGUCCCAUUUCUCCAAUUGCCCCUCAUAAGGCAUCAAACCUCCAACAAAGGAAGGCAACAACCCAUGGCCUGACCACGGGAUCUACAGGUUCAGAUCUCACCAGGAAUAGCCCAGACUUCACCUCUUGCUUUUUUGAGUAUCAGGGCCCCAAUCUGUUAGUGCCCAGGGACUCAAAGUUUGGAAUAAACCCAGCCCUACCAAGCAUUAAGGGUGCUGGUGGGGGCCGGGCGCGGUGGCUCAAGCCUGUAAUCCCAGCACUUUGGGAGGCCGAGGUGAGCGGAUCACGAGGUCAGGAGAUCGAGACCAUCCUGGCUAAC
Rhinopithecus roxellana (golden snub-nosed monkey) is the source of this 3774-nucleotide messenger RNA. RefSeq names its product transmembrane protein 229B (gene TMEM229B). Bases 630 to 1133 code for a protein of 167 amino acids. The transcript has 4 exons. NCBI's taxonomy places the organism in Eukaryota, Metazoa, Chordata, Mammalia, Primates, Cercopithecidae. The record is from RefSeq and is a predicted model, not a curated record.